AUGGACCAACAGGAGAAAGCAGGCAAAACGGAGCAGAAGGAGCUCGAUCGAUCCGCACAAGGUCGACCGAACCUGUACACGAGACCAAGCUCGAUCGAUCCCAUCGCAGUACAGGGUCGAUCGAUGCAUGCAUUGAGAGGCAGCUCGAUCGAACCCACUGUCGAGGACGCACUCGAUCGAUCCCAUGGCAGAAGCAAGCUCGAUCGAUCCCAUGCAGAGCAAGCCAGCUCGAUCGAUCCCGUUCUAUCUCAGCCGUUCGAUCCCCGGUCAGAUGAUAUCACAGCCGUUCGAUCUACUUGGUGCAAACCGACUUGA
Microthlaspi erraticum is the source of this 315-nucleotide messenger RNA. The record is from the annotation of a GenBank genome assembly. NCBI's taxonomy places the organism in Eukaryota, Viridiplantae, Streptophyta, Magnoliopsida, Brassicales, Brassicaceae.